UAUGCUCCAUGGUAUCUUCCAUGGAGCUCUGUGAUAAAUUGACAUAUUUUUGAAUUAAGUGACAAUAAGUAACAAUAGUCAACAAACACGAAUUGAUGACAAAUAUAAAAUAGUAUAAUUUAAAUUAAAUAAGGCACAACUGAACUGAAAGCUAUUAAGCCCAAGAAUUAAUUAUUUAAAUUAAAUGUCGUAUAUCUUACAGAUUUUUAGAUAAGUCAAACCUAAUGGAUGAAUUAAUAAGAAAAACUUUUUGGUCCAUAACUGGAUCACCGGGCAUUGUUGGCAAUCAAAACUUUAAGAAAAAUACAAAAUUUGUUGAGAAAUCUAAAAGUUCACCCACAUCUUCAAAUCUGCAGAAUGCAAAGGAACAAAAUGGAACUUCGUCAAAACUAUUAGAUAAGCCUAAAGUAGAAUCUGAAUAUAAAUCUUCCAGUACAUCCCCAUAUCGAAAAGAAAUAGAACAACAAAAAAGCAAUGACAAAAAAUUUAACAAUACAAAAAACAAUGACUCCAGUAAAAUAUUUAACAGGGAAAGUGGAUUAUCUGACUUUUUAAUAAAAAUUUCUGAACACCCAGUAUUGAAAAAAUAUGAAAUGAAAAAGUGUAACAUUUCUGAUGAAGAAAUUGAAGAAUGUAAAAUGUUAUAUAUCGAAUUACUAGAAGUAAUAAGUGAAAGUUUUAAAAAAUUAUUUAACUUGGCUAAAGAUUUGAGAAAUGCGUGUGAUGAUAAAACGUGUGUUACCAUAAAUCAAUUAGAAAAUAAAUUAAAAUUAAUAAUACAUACUCCGCAACAAAUAAACAGGCAUGUAAAUAGUAAUUUAAAUGACAAAUGCAUUAAACAAGAAACACGAAAUUUAUCAUUUCAAUAUAAAGAACAAGUUUCGGAUGAUUAUUUUCCACUUAUGCAAAACGAUUUGACUGAAGAGAAAUUUAAUACUAGUGAUUUUAAGUCUUCUACGCCAGAGACAUCAUUUGAUGAAAAAUUAACAAAUGUUAUUUCUAAAAAUACCUGCAAAAGGUCUUCAUCGUUAAAUUCAAUUCAACCAGUUAACGAUACGACAAAUUUCUCAGAACUCAGCAAUCAAUCCGAUGAGCAACCAAAUAAACCUAAGAUAAAGUUUGUUUUAAAACGACCAUCUUCUGUCAGUAAUAAAGUCUCAGAAGACCAGUCUGCUAUUGGAGAUAUUCCGUCAAAUACUUUAGAGAGAGUUAAGAACGCAGCAGAAAAGCUACAGCCUGUACUAACAGAAGAAACAACAAAAUUUCGUCCUGUACCCUCUAGUUCAGUACCUUUUCAACCUCAAGCACUUAGUAAAGACUCUUUAAUAAAUUCUAAUUAUUUAGAAAUGGAAUCUUCAUCUGUCGACAAGAGAAAUUCUUUCGAAGUUGAUUUAGAUAAUGAAAGAGACAUAAGCGCCAUUAACGACUCCAUUACAUUUGAGGAUAACGAUGAUGGUGCGAGCCAACCAAGUAGACGCAUAUCAGUUGACGAGGAAGGGUGGCAAGUGUAUAGACCAGAGGACUUUGAAAAUGAUAUAGAAUUUAGUGAACCCUCAGUGAGCCACUCUGAAAGCAACACCAUUGACCAGACCGUUAACGAUAGUAACACAAUAUACGAAGGAAUGGGAGACUUUCAUCCUGGAACAAAAAACGAUGGAAAGACAGGUGAAUUUGAUGGUUUAAACUACGAGCACUCCGAACUUAUGAUGAAGAUGUUAAAAGAAAAAUUCGGUCUAACAUCCUUUAGACCGAAUCAGUUGCAAGUAAUCAAUGCUACGCUGCUUGGACACGACUGUUUUGUUCUUAUGCCGACAGGCGGCGGUAAAUCAUUGUGCUACCAGCUGCCAGCCACCCUCAGCUCCGGCGUAACUAUAGUGGUAUCGCCGUUGAGGUCGUUGAUUCUUGACCAAGUCAAUAAAUUAAAUUCGCUCGAUAUUCCUGCGGCCUACUUUUCCGGCGAAAUGUCGGUAUCUGAGGCAAACGAAGUUUACUACAGACUCUCGCUUGAGGAGCCGAGCAUCCGGCUCUUGUACGUGACGCCCGAGAAGCUCAGCAGUUCAGAGAAGUUCCAAAAUGCGCUAGACGCGCUCUACUCGCGAAACCUAAUUGCAAGGUUCGUGGUGGACGAGGCGCACUGCGUGUCGACGUGGGGCCACGACUUCAGGCCGGACUACAAGCGGCUGGGCGGGCUGCGGCGCCGCUUCCCCGCCGCGCGCUUCAUGGCGCUCACCGCCACCGCCGCGCCGCGCGUGCGCGGGGACAUCCUGCACCAGCUCAAGAUAGAGAAUUGCAAGUGGUUCUUAUCCAGUUUUAACCGUCCCAAUCUAUCCUACGAGGUUCUGGAUAAGGUCUCAAAAACCAUAAACACGGAUAUCAUUAACGUUAUUCGCAAGAGGUUUUCUGGGCUGUCCGGCAUCGUGUACUGCCUUUCGCGCAAAGAGUGCGAGGAGCUGGCGCUAGUGCUCCGCAAGGCGGGCAUCCUCGCGGCCGCCUACCACGCCGGCCUGCCGCAGAGCCGGCGCGAGCACGUGCAGGCGGGCUGGCUGGCCGACACCCACCACGUCAUUUGCGCGACGAUUGCAUUCGGCAUGGGCAUCGACAAGGCCGACGUGCGCUUCGUGAUCCACCACAGCCUCCCCAAGUCAGUGGAGGGCUACUACCAGGAGACGGGCCGCGCCGGCCGCGACGGGGCGCCCGCCGCCUGCCUGCUCUUCUACAAUUACAGCGACGUGAGCCGCCUCAAAAGCAUGGUGCUCAGUGAGAACUCGUCGAAGGAGGCGCAGAGCGUGCACCUGGAGAACCUGCGGCUCGUGGCGCAGAUGUGCGACAACGCGUCGGAGUGCCGGCGCGUGCAGGUGCUGGCCUACCUGGGCGAGAGGUUCGAGCGCGAGCGCUGCGCGCGCGGCGCCGCGCCCUGCGACGUGUGCCGGCGCGGCGCCGCGCAGCGCCCCGUGGACGUGACGCGCGAGUGCGUGGCCGUGGCGCGCACGCUGCGCGAGCUGCGCCGCCCCUUCACGCUGCUGCAGCUGGCCGACGCGCUGCGCGGCUCGCAGCAGGCGCGCGUCGCGGCGCUGCGGGCCACCCCGCUGCACGCGCUAUGCAAAACAUGGGCCCGGGGCGACCCGCAGCGACUGCUGCAGCAUCUAUUGUAUAAAAAGGUGCUGGGAGAACGUUACGAGAUAAAUAAUACCGUCGCUAUCGCUUACAUUACGACCGGGCCGAAUUUGAACAGUCUGCUGUCCGGAGAGCUGCGCAUCGAGUUCCACAAGCAGCAGGCGCCGGCCAGCGGCGAGGCGGCGGCGCGGGCGCGCGCCGGCCGCGACGCGCCCGCGGCGCCGGCGGGCGUCACCGCUCGCAUCAAGAGCCUCGAGGACCGCUGCUACGCGGACCUCGUCGAGGCCUGCAGGGAGAUGGCGCAGGAGCGCGGCGCGUCGCUGGCGGCGCUGUUCCCGCAGGUGGCGCUGCGCGCGAUGGCCGCCAGCCUGCCCGAGAGCGCGGACGCCAUGCUGGCGCUGCCGCACGUCACGCGCGCCAACUACGACAAGUACGGCCGCCGCCUGCUCGCCGUCACCUCGGCCUACGCGAUCGAGAAGCUCGGUAUUUUAAUGGAGUAUCAGGACGAAAUGGAGAUGGAAUCGGAUUCCGCUGAAGCGUCGACUUCGAACGUUACUUGGAGUACUGACAAUAAGAAAAAACCACCGCAGAAGCGCAGUUUUGGGGGGAUACGGAAGAAAACGAAGCGAGGAGGCACGACGGUCGCGAAGAGCAAAGCCGCUCUGAAAGCGGUGAAAGCGCAGCUGCAGAAGAGCGCGCGAGCAGCUCGCGGCCGCGGCGCCACGCCUGUGACUGGAGGCAGCAGGUUGGGUGCGAUGCCACUGCCUCGCGCGAACACCGCCAACACCCGACCCGGCGUGCUACAAUCUAGAUUAAAUUUUCUGUAAAUUAAAACAAAAAAUGACGUAAAACACUUAAAAC
Messenger RNA from Melitaea cinxia (Glanville fritillary), 3975 nucleotides. It is a transcript of the gene Blm, whose product is annotated as Bloom syndrome protein homolog. Gene Ontology annotation, cellular component: chromosome; nucleus; cytoplasm. Gene Ontology annotation, biological process: double-strand break repair via homologous recombination; DNA replication. The transcript has 19 exons. NCBI's taxonomy places the organism in Eukaryota, Metazoa, Arthropoda, Insecta, Lepidoptera, Nymphalidae. Gene Ontology annotation, molecular function: 3'-5' DNA helicase activity; ATP binding; four-way junction helicase activity. Bases 225 to 3941 code for a protein of 1238 amino acids. The record is from RefSeq and is a predicted model, not a curated record.